AUGGAAGCGUCGCACGAAGACGAAGACGCUGAUGGUUCGGAAGAAGACCUACACGCCGUACUGAGUGGCUCCAUUGCACCCCGGAAAAUCCCCGUGAACGUCUACGUCGCUUCCUCAGAUUUCGACCCCGCGCACCAUCCGCUCUUCGACUCAUCCGUUCCCACCUUCUCUGCCUGCCGUCUGAAAAUAAUCAUGACUUCCUCUGGAAAGCCACCCAUAUCCGAUGUCGUGGAGAUCACAGUGAAGUACGAGCCAGAAAAGGAAAAGGUUGUGGUGGUGAAGGUCGUCGGAGCUAUGGGGAGUGAGUUGAGCCCGGAUGCCAUGGAGGAGAUUUACCGGAGGGGAGGGAUAUUCGGCUUGCCUGGUAGGUUGUGGAAUGGAAUGCAUGCUGCUCAGUGA
Messenger RNA from Gloeophyllum trabeum ATCC 11539, 399 nucleotides. RefSeq lists its product as uncharacterized. The record is from RefSeq and is a predicted model, not a curated record. The transcript is spliced from 2 exons. NCBI's taxonomy places the organism in Eukaryota, Fungi, Basidiomycota, Agaricomycetes, Gloeophyllales, Gloeophyllaceae. Bases 1 to 399 code for a protein of 132 amino acids.